Messenger RNA from Trematosphaeria pertusa, 369 nucleotides. RefSeq lists its product as uncharacterized. NCBI's taxonomy places the organism in Eukaryota, Fungi, Ascomycota, Dothideomycetes, Pleosporales, Trematosphaeriaceae. The coding region runs from base 1 to 369 and encodes 122 amino acids. The transcript has a single exon. The record is from RefSeq and is a predicted model, not a curated record.
AUGCGAGUCUUCUUCCAAGCAACUCCCUUCGAGACGGCGCUUGUUGUGUGUGCAUUCCUCAACCUCGUUAUCCUCGGCGUACUCGCGUGUCUCUGCUAUACACAUCCGACCACAGCGCACGCCCUGUACGCACGAGUCCCAGGGAAGGAAUACGCUCUCCAAAUCAUCGCAGUUGUUCGCUUCUGCAUCACAGUCGCCCUACCUGCAACAGCCUAUAUAGGUUGGAGUGUCCUUGCUGGUUUGGCGCAGAUACUGUGGUUCGCUGCAUACAUAAAGGUGUCGGCGGCGGGCAUUCAGAUGCGAGAUCUCCUACACAGAAUCAAUGACCGGCUUAACAAUGUCAUCGAUUCCAAUACAGCAAAGAAAUAG